AUGUUAAUAACUAAAAACAAUAAGAAGAAAAUUAAAAAAAUCUCGAAAAGAGGAACUAAUAAAGCCUUCUUACAAAAAUUGUUAAGUGUUGAAAAAUUAACAAACCUUUUAAAAAAAAAACAAAGGAAAGUAAGUUUAGCAAGAAAAGCACAAAAAAAGAUAUAUCAUAAAGGUAAAUUUAAAAUAACAGAUAUUAUUAGUAUACCAUUAAGAGGGGAAGUAAUCAAAAGAAUAAUAAAGCCAAAACUUCAGGGCAUCGAUUUAGUGGUUGAUGAAAUGGAUCAUAAUCCCAUAAAUGAUAUAGAAAUCUUAUUUUAUACUCGAGAACAAGAAGAGGAAAGACGACAAGAAGAGCCCGAAGAUUAUCCAUUAGAUGCUUGGGAUAAAGACGUCUUAGGGAUUGUAUCAGAAGACGAACCGCAAUAUAAAAAUCCAACAGAUUUUAUAUAUCAUUGGGAGUUUGGAAUAUUACAUCCAGUAGCUUCAUUUGAAGAAUUUUUUGAAAUAGAUUUUAAUCAUGUUGCUCUACAUAAAGUAGAUAGUUAUGGAGAUUUUGCAUUUUAUGGAAAUGAUCCGUAUGUAAAAACCUUCGAAUAUCCUACAGAGCAGUAUUAUAUAAGUGAGGAAGACGCCGGACAAUUCGAAAUAGAUUAUUUAUUACAUUAUUCAACAAAACUAGAGAGACAUUCACAAUAUUUAUUAAAGAGAAAAGAAAAUUAUAAUCCUAAGCAACCACAAAUAUUGGAAACGGAUUCGAGAUCCGAACAUUAUUUAAUGAAUUAUUUUUAUUAUAAUAAACUCGAAAAUGUUUUAGAGAAAAAAGAAGGAAUAGAUGAUGCUGAAGUUUAUAAGUUUAUAAAAUUAGAUUUUGGUGAAAAAAUGGAGUUAAAAUUAGAGAAAUUUUAUGAUCUGAAUAGAGAAAGAAGAUUCCGAGUAAAAAAAUUAAGCCAAUCAAAACUAUAUGAGUUUGAAAAAGCUGCAUUGAAAGGUAUUGGUUUUGAUUGUUUUAUGCUUAUAGUAGGAAUAAUCAUAUUUUUAGCAUCUUCUCCAUAUUUAUUUUCACAAUUACCUUGGAGAGUAAAAUAUUCGCUUCAUAAUACUUGGUAUCAUAAUCUACUUGAAGUCAUAGAUGUACUUUUUAGUAUGCCUAAAGUAAUAAACUUAGAAUGGCUAUAUUUACAAGCUAUGUGGGAGGGAGAACUGACAGUACUAAAGAUAAGAGGUGGUAUAUCAGUCCUUACCGCAAUAGAAACUAUUAUGUCUGUAAUGUCUAACUAUAAAGAUUUAUCCCAGACAUCCCAGAUAAUAAAUUACUUAGCAAAUUUUAGUUUUGACAUAUAUUAA
This is a messenger RNA of Dictyostelium discoideum AX4, 1344 nucleotides long. The record is from the annotation of a RefSeq genome assembly. Lineage: Eukaryota; Evosea; Eumycetozoa; Dictyosteliales; Dictyosteliaceae.